AUGGCAGAUACGGGUCCUACCGAGCGACAUUCGCAUCCUGUUGAGGCUGCUGCUGAUGUAGCUGCAGAAAACGAGCCUACUGCCGUCAUCGCGGGUCCUACCGAGCGACAUUCGCAUCCUGUUGAGGCUGCUGCUGAUGUAGCUGCGGAAAACGAGCCUACUGCCGUCAUCGCGGGUCCUACCGAGCGACAUUCGCAUCCUGUUGAGGCUGCUGCUGAUGUAGCUGCGGAAAACGAGCCUACUGCCGUCAUCGCGGGUCCUACCGAGCGACAUUCGCAUCCUGUUGAGGCUGCUGCUGAUGUAGCUGCAGAAAACGAGCCUACUGCCGUCAUCGGUGCGGAAGGCAAGGUGUCCAAGGAGUGUCUUGGUACCACGUACUUUCGGUAA
This is a messenger RNA of Peronospora matthiolae, 387 nucleotides long. Lineage: Eukaryota; Oomycota; Peronosporomycetes; Peronosporales; Peronosporaceae. The record is from the annotation of a GenBank genome assembly.